Mesorhabditis belari is the source of this 291-nucleotide messenger RNA. Lineage: Eukaryota; Metazoa; Nematoda; Chromadorea; Rhabditida; Rhabditidae. The record is from the annotation of a GenBank genome assembly.
AUGCCAUCACUAAGGCGGCAGUUUGGAUUUGGUGGCUAUCCAAUUGGAUUCGGCGCAAUUUAUCGCGGGCCUCCUCCAAUGCGACCGUCACCACUCCCGCCACAAUCGCAGAUUUUAACAAAAGAUGUCGGCUACUCGCCCGGAGUUUGUCCAACUCAUGUCAAUUUGAUCACCCUUGUCUGCAAUGCUGAAUUGCUUUUUCAACGGAUUGUCAAAUACGGAAUUCUCAACAAGAAUCCCAACUCCGUCAUUCGACGGAAUAUCGGCGAGAGAUUCCAUCUACAUGAUAAA